AUGCCAAUUGACCUCAAAGGGAAGGUAGCUCUCAUCACCGGUGGUUCUGCUGGUCUGGGGGCUGAAGUUGCUGUGCAACUUGCUCAGGAAGGGGUGGACCUAGCAAUCAACUACGCAAACUCGAGAGAACGGGCCGAAAAUCUCCAAAAGAAAAUUGAGACGGAAUAUGAUGUCAAGGUGGUAUUAAUACAGGCCAGCAUUUUUGAAGCUGGAGCGGCUGAGUUGUUGGUAGCGAAGACCAUCGAAUCAUUUGGAAGGCUUGACAUCGUUGUUUCCAACGCUGGUUGGACCAAAGUCGUGCCAUACGAGGAUCUGGAUGCUCUUGACGAAGAACUGUGGGACGGUUGCUUUAAUGCCAACGUCAAAAGCCACUUCUAUCUCUACAAAGCUGCCAAGAAGCACCUUGAGGCUAACGAAGACGGUGGGUGUUUCCUCGUGAGUGCCUCAGUCGCUGGUAGAAUUGUCUAUGGUUCUAGUAUCCCUUACGCUGUCAGUAAAUCAGCAUUGAUCCAUUUGGUGAAGUUCCUGGCGAAAACUCAGGGGACCAAGAUCCGCGUCCAUGCGAUAUGCCCAGGGUUGCUGCUGACCGAAUGGGGGCAAAAGUUUGGACCAGAAAGAAUCAAAACGGCAACAGAUCAGACUCCAAUAAAAAAGCUCCCAGAAUUGGACGAAUGUGCCUCGCAUUAUAUCCAUCUUGCGAAGCUUUCCAGUUCCACGGGAACAGUGGUGGCUAUUGACGGGGGCGUGUCUGUGUAA
Molecule: messenger RNA, 756 nt
Organism: Kuraishia capsulata CBS 1993
Lineage: Eukaryota; Fungi; Ascomycota; Pichiomycetes; Pichiales; Pichiaceae
Exons: 1
Coding region: 1-756 (251 amino acids)
Molecular function (GO): oxidoreductase activity
Source: RefSeq, a predicted model, not a curated record